Penicillium psychrosexuale is the source of this 1011-nucleotide messenger RNA. RefSeq lists its product as uncharacterized. NCBI's taxonomy places the organism in Eukaryota, Fungi, Ascomycota, Eurotiomycetes, Eurotiales, Aspergillaceae. The transcript has 2 exons. The coding region runs from base 1 to 1011 and encodes 336 amino acids. The record is from RefSeq and is a predicted model, not a curated record.
AUGUCGUCGGGCAGUCUGAGUGCUCCCGUAUCGGAAGCGCAAUUUGAUGCCCACACCGCUGCCCGACGAAAGAUGUUCGCUAGGCUGCAUAACUAUCAAUCGUUGAAUGACGAUGACGAUACGGUCCACUUCCUGAGGUCUGUCUUCCGAUUCCUCCCCACCCAAGGCCAGGACCACUUGGCCACCGAUGUAGAUGACUGCGAUGACGACGACCAGCUGCGACAACUCGCGAAGCACCUGGACACAACUUUGCUAAAGCCGAUGUUGGCCACUGGUGGAACUACGCCCGCGAUCACACCCUCCCCUCUUCCUGGUGUGGAAGACUCUAUGAACCUGCUGUCUCUGGAAUUCGACUCGGCGACCCAGCGGCAGAGCGGGCUGCGGCGAAUUUGCCUGCAACGUGAUAACUACCAAUGCGUAGGAGUUUUCCCGGGGAUGAUCGACUGCGGGCAUGGACAAAUCUGGCACUGCCUAUACCGCUAUUUCCCAACCAUUCGUGACCUCUUUCACCGUAGCGAUGAAGACGUCAACCGCAUCGACAAUGUGAUGAUGAUGGUGUCACCCCUGCAUCGAGAGUUUGGUCACUUCUCAUUUGUCUUGGAGGAGACCAGUGUUUCUGGUCGCUACCGCGUGAAAAUGUUUCCCCGAUUUCAAAAUCUCUACCAAUCCCCCAUGCCCGACUUCACGACAGUAGCAAGUCACAACCCUCGGUACCCCGCCCCUAAUGAGUCUCUGCUUGCUGUGCAUGCAGCCGUCGGCAACAUCCUGCACGCGACUGGGCGCGGCGAACUGAUCACGAAGACCAUACAGCACCUCGGAGGCAAUAGCGGCCACGCUCUUGCGAAGGACGGGAGCACCAAUGUGGAAGAAUUGCUCUCUGUAACCGGUCUUCCAUUACUGGCAACUAGUCCUAGCCACCGUCCGCCGGCCCGCAAAGAAAAUUAUUCUCGUUAUGUUAGGUCCAGGCUCCCCAGAGCGGAAAAUCAACCGCCUAGCGUCACCGACGACUGA